UCGCGAAUCCAUUCAAAUAAGGCGACACGACCAUUCAGAGCGCCAUAUAAAUCUUCAAAAUUUGAGCUCGGCGCUCUGCUCUCGUUUCACGCAAACUCGGACGGACGAAGAUAUCGAGGAGGCCAUUAUUCUGUGCCAAGAGUCAUCAGCGGCUUUGUCUUCACUUCACCCUGACAUGUAUCUCAGCUACAUGCAGCUGCAGGAAACCUAUCUGCGUCGCUACCAAGUACGACACAACCAUGCCGAUCUGUCACUCGUUGUCAUGAGAGAUGAACAUCUGACGUUGCUUGAUAUUAUGGAGGGAGACAUUCCGCAUGCCGAGUUCGCAUUCUUGUUGGUGUAUCAUACCGCCGUUGGCGAUAAGGAGACGCCCGACGAAGUCGUUCACCUCGUCGCUGGUCAGUUUUCGGGGCUCAAGGGCGUCAUCGGCACGCUGUGGGAGGUUGACGACGUGGCCGCAAAACACGUUUCGAAGCGCUCUACAAGAACAUGCUCAAAGAUUUGAAGGAUGGUGGUGUCAUGGACUAUACGAAGGCGGCCUGGGCACUCAACCAUGCUACACACGCAGUGAAGACAAAAGUGCCACUCGAGCAGAGGAUGUUUUUCGUUCAUAACGGUGUGUAGUUC
Suillus subaureus is the source of this 627-nucleotide messenger RNA. RefSeq lists its product as uncharacterized. Lineage: Eukaryota; Fungi; Basidiomycota; Agaricomycetes; Boletales; Suillaceae. The record is from RefSeq and is a predicted model, not a curated record. The coding region runs from base 176 to 505 and encodes 109 amino acids. The transcript has a single exon.